This is a messenger RNA of Gossypium arboreum, 812 nucleotides long. RefSeq names its product phosphoserine phosphatase, chloroplastic-like. Gene Ontology annotation, cellular component: cytoplasm. Gene Ontology annotation, biological process: L-serine biosynthetic process; dephosphorylation. Bases 1 to 438 code for a protein of 145 amino acids. Gene Ontology annotation, molecular function: magnesium ion binding. The record is from RefSeq and is a predicted model, not a curated record. NCBI's taxonomy places the organism in Eukaryota, Viridiplantae, Streptophyta, Magnoliopsida, Malvales, Malvaceae. The transcript is spliced from 5 exons.
AUGGAAGGGUUUGUUAUCUUGGCUAUCAAAUUUCUCCAGUCCUUCAAUUCAAAUAUUGUCAGCCUUGCUUAUUGGCAUCUUCUUCAAUGUCCUAGUUCAUUAUUCUUCUUACUAAUCUCUAAGAUUUCGCCCGGUAUUGAAGAAUUAGUCAAGAAGCUGAAGGCAAGGAAUACCGAUAUUUAUCUAAUUUCUGAGGGUUUCCGCCAAAUGAUCAAUCAUGUUGCAUCAAUCCUUGGAAUUCCGCAAGAAAACAUUUUUGCCAAUCAGCUGCUCUUUGGAAGUUCUAGGGAGUUUUUGGGAUUCGAUGUUAAUGAGCCCACUUCGAGGAGUGAAGGAAAAGUUACUGCUGUUCAACAAAUAAGAAAGGUUAAGGGAUACAAGGCAUUAGUCAUGAUUGGUGAUGGUGCUACUGAUCUUGAGGAUUUCGUCCGGCAUUGAAGAAUUAGUCAAGAAGCUGAAGGCAAGGAAUACCGAUGUUUAUGUAAUUUCAGGGGCUUCCGCCAAAUGAUCAAUGUAUGCAACUAUGCUACUAAAUGCUUGAAAGACCAUCUCUAUUUUACUUUGUUCUGUUAAGGCAUUCAUGUGGUUUCAUUUGCCCUUUUGAUAAAUGAUGAUAUUAAAAAUAGAAACUUGAAUGUAAGAAACUGGAAAACACGAAUUUAGAGAGAACUUGCCAUAAAAUUAUGAACAAUCUUUUUCUCAUGAAUUUGCAGUAAGAAAUUAGAGAACUUGUUUCUCAGUUUGGAGCUUGAAAGUAUUAGUCAAGAAAUUAACAACUCUUAUUCCCAACUUCAAAUUACUUGAGAGUAAAA